This is a messenger RNA of Pocillopora meandrina, 1561 nucleotides long. The record is from the annotation of a GenBank genome assembly. Lineage: Eukaryota; Metazoa; Cnidaria; Anthozoa; Scleractinia; Pocilloporidae.
UUAUAAACAGCGUCACAAGGGUUGAUGAAAAAUAUGGCCUUGGACAGAAAAGGUGCCGACAUGGUCCGUAAGAAAAUAGCUACUUUCAAAAGCAAGAUACAGGAGGCGGGAAAAAGGACCGAAAAAGCGAAAGAAAGUCUUCAACUUGUACAAGAAAGCUUUGAUAGCACCAGGAGAUCGAAGGCAAGAGUGGAAGCGUUAAUUUCGAAAAAAGAGUCGCAACUAGAAAAAGUCGAAUCUCUCGUCGAUGGUGUACAAAGAAAAUGGGAUGCCUUAAAUAGAUUCCUCGAAGAAAUAACCAGCACAGGAGCUGAAUUAAGGAUGGAGAAUCAUAGCAGUAAAUAUGUCAGCGAAAUCGAUACCACGAUUGCGUCAAUUAAUGAGAGAACUAAAAUCGCUCAGAGGAAGUGUAAAGCGUGCGCUAACAGAGAACACGAAUUGCGCUUGCAAACGGAGGCGUCUCGAGAACGCUGUAUCCGAUUGGAAACCACUGCAAUAUCACUACAGGAAGAAUUAGCGGCUUUGAGAGAACGUGUUGAAGUCUUGGAGCAAUCAAGAAAACUACGGGAAACACGGAAGCUUGAAACGGAACAUUUAGAGAGUAAAGUGCAACACGCCAUUGCACGAGCUCAAGAAAACGAAAACUUGGAAUCUGAACUCGAGAAUCGAAUAAUCGAAUUGGAAGAUCAAAUCGAAAUGUAUACCAUGAAAAAGAAGCGAACUUCCAGUAUCCUGGAACAAACAAACGGUGAAAAGUCGAUCGAACCCUGGACAGUGACACUAUGGCUUCGAAGAUCUAGACUUGUUAACGGUGCCCCGUCUUCAGGUCCCGUUCCACCUACUUCAACAGAAUAAACUAUACAGCACGCAAAAAUCUCGUAAUCUCACGAAGAAUCCGUAAUACCAACUUAUGUGGGAAAGGAGAUUAGCGCGCAGAGCGACAUCAAGACUUCAACUUUUCAUUUUUACGAUCAUUCAAGUACAGCCUUUAAAUUAGUGUCUCGUCAAAAUAUUCCGCAAGACUGCCCAAAACAACCACCUUAAUUUGAUAUUAAAAUUCACGUUUCCUCGAGCGUUGUUUCGGAUUUUUAACAAAAAAAAUUCAAAUUAAGGGUAAUUAUCCCAGCGUCAAAGUCGUCUGAGUGGGAUAUUUUUAGUUUGUUUUAGUCUUGAUAUCGUGAACUCGAUGACCCGGCAAUCUUUUGAAAUUCUUUUAUCCGAGAUAGAAACGCAACACAUUAGAGUAUUACUACAACCACAACACGCCUCCGGAUCAAAUACUCAGCCGGGCAAGAAUAACAAAGACAUGCUCGGUUUAAGAGAGUUACAAGUUACAAAGAAAACACGCUUUCCAUUGUUGCAAAUUCCUGGCUAAAGAGUUGAAGUGUAACAUUGUAUUUCAAGUUCAAAUUUCAAGUGUGUCUACCUUCUGUAUUUCAAAUCAAUUUAUGCUUAAUCGUUUCCUGCUUUUUCAAAAUCAAUUGUAAUGGGCUGAGCCGUAAAAAACCAGUCAAUUAUCUAAGAGACAAAGAGCUCAAAGCGAUAGAGAAUAAAAGCUGGC